Molecule: messenger RNA, 3816 nt
Organism: Malaclemys terrapin pileata
Lineage: Eukaryota; Metazoa; Chordata; Testudines; Emydidae
Gene: CR2
Product: complement C3d receptor 2
Exons: 29
Coding region: 1-3816 (1271 amino acids)
Source: RefSeq, a predicted model, not a curated record
AUGAUAGAACCUGGGAUCCUCCUGUUCCAGUCUGCAUACAGGCCUCAGCCGCUAAAUGAGAAGGGCUGUGGUGUCCCAACGAAGUUAAGCUUUGCUGAGCUGAAGAGCGAGUAUAAAAAUCAGUCUUCCUUUCCUGUUGGGAAGACUAUAAACUAUACUUGCCGGCCCGGAUACAGUAGACACCCGUGGACUGAAUCCACUAUUACAUGCCUUGAAAAUCGAAAGUGGUCAGAAGCAUUCGAGUUCUACAUCCCCAAUGGAAAACGCACUGGCAAGUUCAUGAAAAACUUCUCUUAUGGGUCAGCUGUAACCUACAAAUGUGACCAUGGUUACCCGCUCAUUGGAGAGGCCUCUAUUCACUGCACAACUGAGGACGGGCUAAACGGAGUGUGGAGUGCGCGUCCCCCUCGGUGUGGAGAGGUUAGAUGCCCAGCCCCACAGAUCCAGAAUGGAAGAAGAGUAUCUGGUGACAGACAUGUCUAUUGGUAUAAAGACAGUGUUACCUUUGAGUGUGAUCCCGGCUACACCAUGAAGGGUCACAGUCUGAGUCAGUGCCAAAUUGAUGACACGUGGGAUCCACCUCUGCCCGUCUGUGAGCCAGUGCUGCAGUGUCCCUCUCCUCCAGCCAUCGCCAAUGGGAAGCCCAGCAUCCAGGCCUCGGCAGUGUUCACCACUGGAACGUCUGUAAAUUACAGCUGUGAGCCCGGCUACUCCCUAACUGGGCAGGCAUCUAUUUAUUGUACGGCAUCCGGAACGUGGAGCCCUUCCCCUCCUCGGUGUGAAGAGGUUCUCUGCAUCGCCCCAGAAAUCCAACAUGGAAGAAAAGUAGCUGGACGUGGACCUGUCUAUAGACCCAGGGACACAGUUAGGUUUGAAUGUGAUCCUGGCUACACCCUGAAUGGCAGCCAUCAGAUUCAGUGCCGAGAUGAAGGAACCUGGGAUCCUCCUGUUCCAGUCUGCAUACAGGUGACGUGCGUGAGCCCAGAAGUGGAGAAUGGAAGAGCAAAUGGGAUACAGCCUGCCUACGGACCCAGAGACAUUGUUGUGUUUGAAUGUGACCCUGGUUACACCUUGAGCGGCAGCCCAGAGACUCAGUGCCAAGAUGAUGGUAGAUGGGAUCCUCCUGUCCCUGUCUGUGAAAGAAUGCCGCAGUGUCCCUCUCCUCCAGCCAUCGCCAAUGGGAAGCCCAGCGUCCAGGACUCGGCAGUGUUCACCACUGGAAUGUCUGUAAAUUACAGCUGUGAGCCCGGCUACUCCCUAACUGGGCAGGCAUCUAUUUAUUGUACGGCAUCCGGAACGUGGAGCCCUCCCCCUCCUCAGUGUAAAGAGGUUCUCUGCAUUGCCCCAGAAAUCCAGAAUGGAAGAAAAGUAGCUGGACGUGGACCUGUCUAUAGACCCAGGGACACAGUUAGGUUUGAAUGUGAUCCUGGCUACACCCUGAAUGGCAGCCAUCAGAUUCAGUGCCGAGAUGAAGGAACCUGGGAUCCUCCUGUUCCAGUCUGCAUACAGGUGACGUGCGUGAGCCCAGAAGUGGAGAAUGGAAGAACAAAUGGGAUACAGACUGCCUACAGACCCAGAGACAUUGUUGUGUUUGAAUGCGACCCUGGUUACACCUUGAGCGGCAGCCACGAGACUCAGUGCCAAGAUGAUGGUAGAUGGGAUCCUCCUGUCCCUGUCUGUGAAAGAAUGCUGCAGUGUCCCUCUCCUCCAGCCAUCGCCAAUGGGAAGCCCAGCGUCCAGGACUCGGCAGUGUUCACCACUGGAAUGUCUGUAAAUUACAGCUGUGAGCCCGGCUACUCCCUAACUGGGCAGGCAUCUAUUUAUUGUACGGCAUCCGGAACGUGGAGCCCUCCCCCUCCUCGGUGUGAAGAGGUUCUCUGCAUCGCCCCAGAAAUCCAACAUGGAAGAAAAGUAGCUGGACAUGGACCUGUCUAUCGACCUAGGGAUACAGUUAGGUUUGAAUGUGAUCCUGGCUACACCCUGAAUGGCAGCCGUCAGAUUCAGUGCCAAAAUGAAGGAACCUGGGAUCCUCCUGUUCCAGUCUGUACAGAGGAGGUUCUCUGCAUCGCCCCAGAAAUCCAACAUGGAAGAAAAGUAGCUGGACGUGGACCUAUCUAUAGACCCAGGGAUACAGUUAGGUUUGAAUGUGAUCCUGGCUACACCCUGAAUGGCAGCAGUCAGAUUCAGUGCCAAGAUGAUAGAACCUGGGAUCCUCCAGUUCCAGUCUGCAUACAGGCGUUGCCAUGUCCCCCACCUCCGGUCAUUGUCAAAGGGAAACACAAUGCCAAGCCAUUGGCAACUUUCAACAGUGGAACAUAUGUGAACUACAGCUGUGAACCCGGCUACACACUCUGGGGAGAGGCUACGAUCUAUUGUACCACAUCUGGAACUUGGAGCCAUCCUUCUCCUCUAUGUGAAGAGGGCUGUGGUGUCCCAACGAGGUUAAGCUUUGCUGAGCUGAAGAGCGAGUAUAAAAAUCAGUCUUACUUUCCUGUUGGGAAGACUAUCAACUAUACUUGCCGGCCUGGAUACAGCAGACAGCCGCAGAUACCACCCACUAUUACAUGCCUUCAGAAUCGAAGGUGGUCAGAAGCACUCAAGUUCUGUAAAAAGAAAUUGUGUGGUCAUCCCGGAGAGCCGGAGAACGGCAGAGUUAUUAUAUCAGAUCUCCUCUUUGGGUCAACCGUCAACUUCACGUGUGAAGAAGGACACCGGUUGAUUGGACAGCCUUACAGACGAUGUGAGAUUUCUGGCAUGCGUGUUGCAUGGAGUGGUGAAGUUCCCAUUUGUGAGAAGGUUAGAUGCCCAGCCCCACAAAUCCAGAAUGGAAGAAGAGUAUCUGGUGACAGACGUGUCUAUUCAUAUAAAGACAGUGUUACCUUUGAGUGUGAUCCCGGCUACACCAUGAAGGGUCACAGUCUGAGUCAGUGCCAAACUGAUGACACGUGGGAUCCACCUUUGCCCGUCUGUGAGCCAGGCAAGUGUCAAAACUCUGAUUUCCACGUGCUGCUGCAGUGUCCCUCUCCUCCAGCCAUCGCCAAUGGGAAUCCCAGCGUCCAGGACUCGGCAGUGUUCACCACUGGAAUGUCUGUAAAUUACAGCUCGUUGCGGUGUCCCCCACCUCCGGUCAUUGUCAAAGGGAAGCACAAUGCCAAGCCAUUGGCAACUUUCCCCAGUGGAACAUACGUGAACUACAGCUGUGAACCCGGCUACGCCCUCCGUGGAGAGGCUUCGAUCUAUUGUUCCUAUAACUUCAUCUCAGGAGUCCUCGGGAUCGUAGGUGGCGUACUGCUGCUUCUCCUGGUUACCAUCAUUAUCUGGAGGAUUUUGUCUACGCAGAAAGCAGGGUCGAUCAAACCAAGAACAAAACGCGAAGGAGAUAUCCGUCUCCGGGCCUUACUAAUGGAGUUGGCAUUGGCCCCGGCACCGGCACGCCGACCCGAUCCAGCUCCGGGCGUGUCAUCGGUGCGCAGCGAUGCCCCAUCAACUAGUCGGCACCGCUCCCCCGCUAAGAAGCAAGGGAAGACUCAGCGGUGCCAAGAAAACGAUAGGGCGUCCGCCAGGGACUCCGAGGACGACGAGGAGAAAGAACAACGGGACGAGGCGCAGCAGCUCGAGUUCCUGCAGGCCAUCUACCCCGCAUGCCUCGCUGCCCAGCAGAGAGGGGAGGACACAUUGGAGCCACACUGCUCAAAGGCGGCUGUGGUGGAGAGAAUUGUGGAGCUCAUUGAGGAGCUUCCUCCUAACUCCCCACCCGACGCCGUCCUGGCCAACUCCCUCGUUGCUGUGGCCAACCUCAGAGCUGACCAUCCGUGA